Messenger RNA from Nannospalax galili (Upper Galilee mountains blind mole rat), 399 nucleotides. It is a transcript of the gene Iqcf2, whose product is annotated as IQ motif containing F2. The record is from RefSeq and is a predicted model, not a curated record. NCBI's taxonomy places the organism in Eukaryota, Metazoa, Chordata, Mammalia, Rodentia, Spalacidae. The transcript is spliced from 2 exons. The coding region runs from base 1 to 399 and encodes 132 amino acids. Gene Ontology annotation, molecular function: calmodulin binding.
AUGCACACGAAAAAGAAACACUCAGCCCAACAAAAAAAAGCAGUCAUCCAAGUCCAGGCCUGGUGGCGUGGCACCCUGGUACGCAGAUCACUGCUGCACACAGCCCUGUGUGCCUGUAUCAUUCAGCGUUGGUGGCAACAAACGCACCUGAAGUUGCUGGAGGUGAAGCGGAGGAAGGUGUUGAUUGACUAUUCAAACAAGGAGAGAGCAGUGGUCAAGCUCCAGUCUCUGGUUCGUAUGUGGCGCAUCCACUGGAGGUACUGCCAAGUGCUCAGUGCUAUCUACAUCAUCCAGUAUCACUGGCAAUACCACAACUUCCAGUCCUGUUCUCUCCUGCGGGGUCAUUGUGUGGUCACUACCACUCACCUGCAGUUCCAUAUCGAGAUCAUUGACAACUAA